CGUGAUGAUGGAAACUGGACAAAAGAAGUAGAAACAGAGAGAAGAAAACAAGAAAGCUUUGAAAAGGAGAAAGGCUGAUUUGUCAGGUCGUGUGGAACCUUUUUCUUUUCUUGAGAAAAUUUUGUGUACGACCUUUGCGAUAUGCUCUGCCUUGUUGGCUACUUGGCUAUGUGCAGUUGGCUGGCACUGGCUAAACAACUUUUGUCGUCUUAAUGAACUCCCCGAGGCACGGGCACCUCUAGUCUUGUUUUGCAGUCCAUUUGUUUUCUCUAUUAAAGACCCAGUGACUUAUCCUUUUCUUCCCCCUUCCCCUCUCUCGGUCUCUUUUAAAGACUUGUAGAGUGAAAAAUAGUGUUUGAACCACAAACAGAAGCCAAGGAAUGAAUGGGUUUACGACGUUUGAACCAGAUGACUCUGAAUAUGUUGAAGUUGAUCCUACUGGAAGAUAUGGAAGGUACAAUGAAAUUCUUGGCAAAGGAGCUUCCAAAAUAGUUUACAGAGCCUUUGACGAGUAUGAAGGGAUUGAGGUGGCAUGGAAUCAGGUGAAGCUUCAUGAUUUUCUGCAAAAACCUGAAGAUAUGGAGAGGUUGUACUGUGAAAUUCACCUACUCAAGACCUUGAAACAUGAAAACAUCAUGAAGUUGUAUACUUCCUGGGUUGACAUUGCUAACAGGAACAUUAACUUCGUCACAGAAAUGUUCACUUCUGGUACUCUAAGACAGUAUAGAGUGAAGCACAAAAAAGUGAACAUUAGAGCUGUCAAGCACUGGUGUAGACAGAUUUUGAAGGGUCUUCUUUAUCUCCACAGCUGUGAACCUCCUGUUAUCCACAGAGAUCUCAAGUGCGAUAACAUUUUUGUCAAUGGAAACCAGGGAGAAAUCAAGAUUGGUGAUCUAGGCCUUGCCGCGAUUCUCCGCAAAUCUCAUGCUGCUAGAUGUGUUGGAACGCCAGAAUUUAUGGCUCCAGAGGUGUAUGAAGAGGAAUACAAUGAAUUAGUGGAUAUAUAUGCUUUUGGUAUGUGCAUCUUGGAGAUGGUAACCUUUGAAUAUCCAUACAGUGAAUGCACCCACCCUGCUCAAAUCUACAAGAAAGUUAUAUCAGGGAAGAAACCAGAAGCUCUUUAUAAAGUGAAGGAUCCAGAGGUGCGACAAUUUGUUGAAAAAUGCUUGGCUACUGUGCCUUGCAGGCUUACUGCCAUGGAGCUGUUGAAAGACCCUUUUCUUCUGGAUGAUUCUUCUGAUUCGAGGCCACUAUUGUAUCUAAGAGAAUACGAUGAAUUAGGCCAUCCUCUACAGCCUCCUACGUAUGGAAAUGACCAUCAACAGUAUGCUAGUUACAGCGAUUAUGUGCCACAGGAUGAUUUUGAUUAUAAUCCACUUGAGUUUAAGAUGGAUGAACAUCUGGCAGACGUCGAUAUUACAAUCAAAGGAAGUGUGGGAGAUGAUGAUGGCAUCUUUUUGAGGCUCAGAAUUGCAGAUAAAGACGGACGCAUCCGAAAUAUCUACUUUCCUUUUGACAUUAAGAGUGACACCGCGUUGAGUGUUGCAACUGAAAUGGUUGCUGAGCUGGAUUUUGCUGAGCAAGAUGUUAUGAAAAUAGCAGAAAUGAUAGAUGGUGAAAUUGCUGCCUUGGUACCGGAAUGGAAUCAGGGUAGCCAGGGCUUGGGAGCAGAGGAAGUUCCGGAGCACGCAAGUGAAAAUAUCUGUAACCAUUGCACUCCAAAUGGUUACUUAUUGGAUAAUGCAUCAGCUUCUAAGAACCUGCAAGUUCUGAAGUGUUCUAAGCAUGGAUGUGCUGCUGUUCAUGGGCGUUUUGAGGAGGUUACGUACCAAGUUGAAGGGCGAGAACAAUGUGCAGUACAUGAUCCACAAGAUUCAUCGGGCCAAUCAGAUGAUAUCAACUAUACUGAUAUCUGGGCUCAGCGAGACGGAUGGGAAACAAGUUUACAUGAGUCAAGGGAGAUCCGUUCCAACGAAGCAUACGACUUACUGGACGACCAACCAUGUGAGGAAGAAGAGAAAGUUAUAAAUAUUGACAGAAAAGGAGAAUCCAAAGGAAGAAAAUCUUCUUCUUCAAAUCCUCCUGCAUCUCAUGCAUUCUCCGAUGAUUAUGAAAACGAAAUCAGGCAGGAACUAAGGUGGCUUAAAGCUAGGUAUCAGAUUCAGUUAAGGCAGCUUACGAACCAACAAAUGAAAGUGAAGUCCAAAUCAUCAGGCCUAACUUCUGCUAACUUGGGACACAGAAAAAAGAGUGUGGUUCCCAUGCCUCCCAUCUCACCCCAAGUAAGGAUUGAAAAUAGUGAACAUGUCCUGGCUUAUUUGGCCUCAAAGAAGCACUUAACUUCUGGUUUUGCCGGUCAUGCUGACAAGAGCCACCCUGACUCCCCAGAGGUCCAAAUGUGUGGGGCAAUCGAUGGGAGUUUAAGUCCGGAUGAAAUCAUCACUGCUAAAAGUUUCUACACAGGAGUUCUGCUUCCACAUUCUCUUCAAAGGGCUACUUCUCUUCCGGUUGAUGCUGUAGAUGUUUAACGGCUAUAAAAUUUUGUAAACCCUUCAUCUUAGUUACCACCCCACUCUCAUAGGAUGCGAUGGGUGCUUGUACAAGCAGAUAUGAAGGUUAAAAGUUGAGGCAGUAGACGUACAUUUUCAAGUAACACUAAAAUAACAAGUUUCCAAUAUCCUCCAUUUUAUUUGUUCAGAAAGAACCGUCUCCAUUGAAA
Molecule: messenger RNA, 2719 nt
Organism: Tripterygium wilfordii
Lineage: Eukaryota; Viridiplantae; Streptophyta; Magnoliopsida; Celastrales; Celastraceae
Product: probable serine/threonine-protein kinase WNK9
Exons: 7
Coding region: 381-2528 (715 amino acids)
Biological process (GO): intracellular signal transduction; protein phosphorylation
Cellular component (GO): cytoplasm
Molecular function (GO): ATP binding; protein serine/threonine kinase activity
Source: RefSeq, a predicted model, not a curated record